AGGUUCAACGCGAACAUCGCCUCUAUCUUCCGAUGGAUGCUGCCAAAGACCUAUAUUCGACUCAGUUUUUCCCCCGUCAUAACAUUCAAAGAGCCGUACUAGAUGUCAAUAAGCUAAGGCAUACCAAGCUUAAUGAUUACACAUUUCCAGAUCUCGUCUUCAUUGCGACCUUUGGGGCUCGCAGCAAUAUUUCAAAGUACACACCAGUCUUGAUUCAGAAAGCUCGACGCAACCCAAAGUUCUCAUUUUUUGAAAACUGGCUAAAAUACUGCAAGGCCUUGCAGGGCCAUGACAGGUAUUUGGCCGUAUAUGAAGGCGUGAUCUACUUCACAGCAGAAGCUUUCCCACAAGACGAGGCUCAAUCCUGGCAUCAACAACAUCAAAACUACUUGUCAAGAUUACAACGCAUUCCGCAAGCCGCUCUCGAGUCAUUCUCUCAUCAAGUCGAAGCCCCGGAAGUCGCUCUAGACCCACCACAGCAUUUACCGCCAGGAGAUUUCCCCAUCCCAAGCGAGGAGAGGCCAGCCAAAAGACAGAGGGUCGAAGCGCCUGGCGUUCAGCUGCGCCGUUUCGAACCUCCAAAUGACCAAUUUUACCCGGUGCAGCUGGCGGCUCGGGCAAAUGGCCAAUUUCACCCCAUGCAGCUGGCGGCUCGAGCAAAUCUCACUAUGAUACUCAGCGAUCUCCUCCAAAGGGGUUUGCAAGAAACCGAAGUUUGGAAGAGUGAACGCGAGAAACCUUCAACACAAACAAUCUGUCUGUUCUGGCCGAAUGUCAUGGGCGAUUUUGUUUUAGAUCUAGUUGUCUCCAAGGAAUGUGCGGCAGGUGUAGCAGAGGCGAGACGAGGCUCACGGGAUGCGUUGCGGAUGGUGAUGGGGGAUUUUCUUUUCCAAGGCAUGAUAGAUAGCGACUGUUUUGAGAACGGGGUGCUGGCAGAUACGGUCAAGGUCCGUAGCUAUGAGUGCAGUGAUGCGAUUGUGAGGAUCAUUCUUAGCCAUUCCCAGGGGUGGAAAGCGAGUCGUGUGUUUCCCUCCGCCGAUUAAUCUUCCUUAUUUAUAUACACAUUUGAAUUUGGUUGCUUCUACUGCGAGAUAGGUCCCUUUGGGAAGAUCAACAUUGUCUUGGGUAGAAGCCGUAGCCUUGAAUUGUCCAUCGAUAUUUAUUCGACCCACACCAGCUUUCCAAGACAUCAGACGAUCGCGACUUGAUGUUCCAAAUAUUUUCUGGUCUAUCAUGACAAAUUCACCGUUUGUGGUUUCAGAGUUGCCUGCAUUCUCGUUUGACUCGGUCAUCUACGCUUGGUGUUGAAAGCGAUUGGAUUUAUGAUAGGGUAGGAUAGGCAAAUGAAUUGAGAAGAAAAC
Messenger RNA from Fusarium oxysporum Fo47, 1361 nucleotides. RefSeq lists its product as uncharacterized. The transcript has 3 exons. Bases 33 to 1043 code for a protein of 336 amino acids. The record is from RefSeq and is a predicted model, not a curated record. NCBI's taxonomy places the organism in Eukaryota, Fungi, Ascomycota, Sordariomycetes, Hypocreales, Nectriaceae.